UAAUGUGAACGCGCUGUCACGUGACGGAUGUGUCGUGAUGGCUCCGCCUCUCUGACCUGCAUGCUUCAUAAUUAGACGUGGACCAGGAGUGCUACCAAUUAUUGGAUGUGACAUUAAACAACUUUUACCAAGUCAGGAUAACCAGGUCGGCAUUGUGCUUCAAAGAGAAGAUAAUGGCGGAUCACAGUGCAGAAGGGAAGCGUCUUCCACGAAUGGCUGCCACUUUUAUGAUGCGCUUCACCCCUGAGCGUGAACCCUCCUUUGGCAUCCACAGGGGCAGCUUUAAGCCUCGUGCCCCUGACAGUGAAUCUGUAGAUUCUCCAUGUACUGGAGAAGAGAGUCAUUCCUCCAGCACAGACAUCAGUAAUACUGCUGAUAAUGAAGAAACUACUUCUGUAGACCCCGAGACCUCUGAAAUCCUCACACUGGAGCCUCUACCUCAAAUGGAGGACCUGAGAUCUGACAGUGAGUCUCAUUCUUUAUUGAGUUUGGGUGAAAUAACAGAAGGGGAAAGCACCCAGAUACUGGAGGAUGACGUGGAUGAGCAUCUCAGGAGGGACCAGCAGACAGAAGACUGGCACAAAAAUCGGGUAACAGCAGUGAGUUCUGAAUGUUUUGAUAGACUGCUCAGGGAAUGUCCAGAGUACCACAGCACAAAGAGCUGCUUUGCUGCUUUUGUACUGGAGAGAGAGGUUUGUGAUCCCGAUGGGCAGCGCUGUGAAGUGUAUGAAGUGGUGGCUCUUGGAUCAGGACAAAGCUGCUGCAGUGGUUGGCUUUCUUACACAGGCUCUGUGGUUCACGAUUGCCACGCCAUUGUCAUCGCACGCAGGGCCCUCAAAAGGUAUUUUUACAAGCAGCUCCUGCUGUUCUACAGUUCUGAUCCAGAGCUUAAGGAGCGCUCUAUAUUUGAAAGUGUUUCAUCUGAACCGCUGCUUCAGCUUAAACCGGGUAUUUACCUUCAUCUGUACACUAACCAAACGCCCAAAGGAGCAGCUCGCUGCAUACUUCUGAAGUCUGAUAGUAAUGCUUACACCACUUUAAAACUACAGUGCCAUGCCAGAGGCUCUCUCAUACCUGCUGCCUUCCUGCUUCCCAGCAUCUGGGGCGCUCGCAUCUGCUGUAUGUCCGACAGCGGCAAACUCACCCGCUGGACUGUCACUGGAGUACAGGGGGCACUGCUGAGUCAUUUUAUUAAUCCGGUCUACAUUACCAGCAUGGUUCUCGGUGAUUCCAGGCACUGCUCAGAGAAAGUGUCUGAAAUUAUCAACAAGCGCCUGGGCACCGGCUGGACGGAUGCGCUUCCGCCUCAGUUCAAACAAAGCACUGUGUUCUUCCUGAGUGGAGAGAACUUUGGGCCGCUCUCGAGUUCAGACUACUGCAAAAACCUCAGCGUCAACUGGUGUUUGGGAGACUCAAGUAUUGAGGUUUUGGACAGCACCACUGGAUAUGCAAUCAACAAUUCUCCAUUUGUAAGUGGUCCGGGAUCCACCAGCAGACUUUGUAAGCGAGCACUUUACUACUGCUUCAGAAAAGUCUCAGCACUGUCCGGACAUCAUGACCUUCUGUCAUUCACCACAUACCGCAAUGCUAAAAUGGCUGCGUGUCUUUAUCAGGAAACCAAAACUGUGGUCAAUCUACAGUUCUUGGCCAACAAUGCUGGACCUUGGAACUCCAAACACUUGGUAGAUUGCUUCAGUCGCUAACUGGUCAAACAGAAACCUGAUGUUACUUUAAGGAGUACCACCUGCUAGUUUAAGUUUUUUUUUUCUUCAGUAUUUAAUUGUUGUGUGCUUGUUUUACAUUUGCAAUGUGUAGAUUUGAUGUUUUAUUGUUUAUGUGGAGUUAAAGAAUACAUAAAUAUAACAGUGAUUUUGCUAGGUGUUAGGAACACACAGUAGGUGCUUAAGGUUAACACAUGUUCACACUUAUUCAUAACUUGUGUAGA
Molecule: messenger RNA, 1945 nt
Organism: Paramisgurnus dabryanus
Lineage: Eukaryota; Metazoa; Chordata; Actinopteri; Cypriniformes; Cobitidae
Gene: adad2
Product: adenosine deaminase domain containing 2
Biological process (GO): RNA processing; adenosine to inosine editing
Cellular component (GO): cytoplasm; nucleolus
Molecular function (GO): double-stranded RNA binding; tRNA-specific adenosine deaminase activity; double-stranded RNA adenosine deaminase activity
Source: RefSeq, a predicted model, not a curated record